Messenger RNA from Symbiodinium pilosum, 448 nucleotides. The record is from the annotation of a GenBank genome assembly. NCBI's taxonomy places the organism in Eukaryota, Dinophyceae, Suessiales, Symbiodiniaceae.
GCCAGUCGCGAGUCCUUUGCCGCCACCACCACCAGUGGCGGCGCGCUGUGGCGGCCCUUUGGGCAGAGUGAGGAGCGCGCCGCAGCGAGUUUCAGGCUCGACAACUCGGUCGAGCGCCUCUCCUCGUCCCCGGACCCCCACUCCAAGCGUUUGGAGGAUGCUUGCCGCGCGCGGCGAGCUCAGAUGGCUGCGCAGGUCUGUGAGCACUUUGGCGACCGGACAAGGGAGAUGGUGGCAGAUGGCGAGGCGAAGUCGCAGAGCCGCUUCCGCACCUGGGCCUUGUCCUCCGAAGUCCCUGCCGAAGCCCGGGCCUGGAAGGAGAAGGUUCUCCCCUUCUUUGACGAUUUUGCCUCCACCUGUUCCUCCCUGUGCAAAUCCCAGCCCUUUUCUGAGGGCUACCGGGCCGCCGCUGAGAGUUUGGAGGCAAGCGUGCGACUGCCCAUCGUGA